AUGAAUUUUAAAACUGAAGAGAUAUGGAGUGAUUUAGUUAUUGUAGGAGGAGGACCUAGUGCUGUGAUAUUUUUGAUAAACAUGCUUAAAUAAGGACAAUUGUUAACUCUUUUUAAAGGCAGCGGUAUAACGAUUUUGGAAAAAGGCAGAUAUUUUGGUUCUGGCAGAUUAGAGCAAUAUUUAAUAAAUGGAUACACGAAUUCUUUGGAUCUCUUUAGAAUAAUUCUUAAAGAGCCCUAUUGCUACAAUAAAGAUUUAUUUAAGGAUUACAUUAAGAAAGAUGCGAGAGGUACUCAAUAUAUAGACACAAAAAGCAUAGAUAUUGUAAUGGAAAAACUCGUAUUGAUUGGAUUUAAAGAAGUGCUUAUGACAAAUGUUUAUAGGGAGUUAUAGAAAUAUGGCUUAAAUUAUCCACCUUUGUCUGCUGUAGGAUAUUUUUUUAGGCUAGUAGGAAAUACUUUGUUGAGAUAGAUCAAACAUUUAAAAAACCAACUUGUAUUUAGAGCUUACCACGAAGUAUAAAAUAUAAACUUAUAAAAUGAUGGAUGCAUCACUCUGAAUGUCAAAAUAAAUGAUCCAAAUGGGCCUAACGAAUAAUAUUACUACUUUCAGUAAAGCCCUGAUUCAAUUACACCUAGACAGAAUAGAAGUAUCAGACCUUAAGUGUUAGAUCAUUAUAAGAAAGUUAGGUGUAAAAUACUUCUUCUUUGCAUAGGAGCUAAACCACAGUAAGUGACUUAUCCAGCCUUAUAACAGAUUCCUAGAGGAUUAGCAAUGCAUUGUGAUUAUUUUCUUACAGAUAAAGGAUUUACCACAACUAUGUAGAUAGCGAAUAAAUAGCGAAAUAGAGGAAAUAAAAAAAUUGUUAUAUUAGGAGGAAAUUAAAAUGCAUUCUCAUCUGCCUAUCUCUUAUUAAAAGGACCCUUUAUUUAUAGCUAAGGUGAAGGUAGAAGAUCUAUCUUGCAGCUAAAUGAUUAAACAAUCACUAUAACUUAAAAUUCAAACUACCAUCAAGGUUCUCCAUCUAAAUACUCUCCCUAAAAUAACAUAAAUUAAAUUGAUUCCUUGAGUCCUUUUCUCCACAAAAGAAAAAUAGAAUAAAUAGCAGAGUAGAAUGCUCCAUGUGAGAGAUGUAGUGUCCUGUAAACAAAAAGGAAAAGCUCGAUUCAUUAAAAUCAAGAAGAUUAAAAUAUAUUUACCAUAAAUAAUAACAAUAAUAGUAAUAAAAGCCAGCUAAAUAUCUAAUAAAGUUCACAAUUUUCAUCAAGGUUUUCUACAAACACUAAUGCUUAUGUUUCAUAAAAUUUAGGUAAUUCUUAUUUAGCAAAAAGGACAGGUUUAAGCAAAGCAGGAAUGAGUAUCUUAAAUCUCUAAAAUAUGAAUAACAAUUCUACAUAAGGAAUGAAUGAUUACAGGAAUUAGGCAAGAAAUUAUAGCCAACAGCCUUAAUAAUUUAAUAGAAGCAACAAUAGCUUUGUAUUCAAUAACAAUUUAAGUUCUCAUAAUACCAGUUAGCAGAGUAAUGGAUAUGCAAGUGCAUUUUAAAGUUAGUUUCUAUUAAAGAAUGCAGAAAACUAAUAAGCAAAUUAGGUUUAAGAAUGCUUAUGUUUGGGAUCCUUAAGACCUCAAGUUUUUAGAUGGAAAAAAGAAGAUGUAAAUAUGAUUGAUCUCUCAAGCACAGAAAUUAUAAUUCUCCACUAAGAUGAUAUCAGAGUUUAUUUUUAGAAUGAAAAUGAAGCUAAGUUAAAUGGUUUAUGGAAUGAGAGUCUCUCUAAAUUGAAAGAAAAGAACGGAGAAAUUAAUAGCUAAGUAGGUUUAAAGGGAGAUGCUAAGGCUCUUUAUUUAGAUAUUUAAAAAGGGUAUGAGUCAAGAGUUAAAUUAUUGCAGACAAAAGACGAAGAAAAGAUAAAUGAAAUUAUUAGUGAAAGUUUUAUGUGCAUAGAUGCUUCGGAUUAUGUCAAUAUUUGUCCAACAAUUAAGGGAGUUUAAGGAGAAACCUACCAAGCUAAAAAAGAUUCAAAAAAUAAUUUGAUUAUUGACACAAAACAAAGAUUAUUAACAGAAAAAGGCCCUCUUAAAAAUAUCUUUUGCAUGGGAUUCUUUUCAGGAGUAGAAUUGAAAGAUUUAAACUUAGGAGUUUUAGAAAAUUCUGAAGAGAAAGUUUACAACUUAAAUGUAUAUAAUGAAGUAGAAAGUAAGAGACUUUGCACUUCUGUAAUUGAUGCAUUACAAGCAUAAGAUUCUUCAGAAACAUGGAAAUGGAUUGAGGAAGUCACUCUAUCUUCUUCUCAAAUAUUUAAUAAUCAGGGAGAGCCAGACUAUGAAUCAGCCAACAUUAUGAAUUUUUUUAUGAAAGACGACGAGUUGGGAAUAGAUAGAAUUAAUAAGCAGAUUCGUAGAGCCAAGUUAGGUUUAAAUUUUAAAGGAGUAGAUUCCUAUUUAAGUAAAAAAUAUAAAAUUCCUCUUUGA
This is a messenger RNA of Tetrahymena thermophila SB210, 2469 nucleotides long. Its product is annotated as transmembrane protein, putative. The record is from RefSeq and is a predicted model, not a curated record. NCBI's taxonomy places the organism in Eukaryota, Ciliophora, Oligohymenophorea, Hymenostomatida, Tetrahymenidae. The transcript has 13 exons.